Molecule: messenger RNA, 1687 nt
Organism: Pezoporus flaviventris
Lineage: Eukaryota; Metazoa; Chordata; Aves; Psittaciformes; Psittacidae
Gene: STEAP4
Product: STEAP4 metalloreductase
Exons: 5
Coding region: 129-1547 (472 amino acids)
Biological process (GO): copper ion import
Cellular component (GO): plasma membrane; endosome
Molecular function (GO): ferric-chelate reductase (NADPH) activity; cupric reductase (NADH) activity
Source: RefSeq, a predicted model, not a curated record
CUGCACUCUGCUCCCAGUGAUAGGACCUGUCUGCAGCUCCUGAGGUCUCUUGCUCCAGCACAAGCAGCAUCUCACCAGCUGUGAAAGCACUGCCUUGCCUAGGGGGCUGCAGCAGGUUAAGUGCACAGAUGAAUAAGAAUUCUUCCAACAUAAUGGCUUUGGCUCCUAACACCUCUAACAAAAGAGAGACAGUGUGCAUAUUUGGAACUGGAGAUUUUGGAAGAGCACUGGGGCAUAAAAUGAUUCAAUCUGGCUAUCCUGUUGUGUUUGGAAGCCGGAGCACACAGACAUCCAGCCUGAUUCCCAAGGGUGCAGAGGUGUUGAGCCAUGCAGAGGCAGCACAGAAAGCUGCUAUCAUCAUUAUAGCAAUCCAGAGGCAACAUUACAACUUCCUUACACCACUAACAGAAAUCCUCCAUGGAAAAGUCCUGGUGGACGUAAGCAACAACUUAAAAAUAAACGAGCAUCCUGAAUCCAAUGCAGAGUACCUUGCUCAGCUGGUGCCUGGAGCUAAGGUUGUGAAAGCCUUUAACACUGUGUCAGCCUGGGCCUUGCAGUCAGGCACACUGGAUGCAAGCCGGCAGGUAUUUGUCUGUGGAGAUGACAUGGAAGCUAAGCAAAUGGUGAUGAAUAUUGUUCGUGCACUGGGUCUCACUCCAUUAGACCAGGGAUCCCUCUUGGCUGCUCAGGAAAUAGAAAAUUACCCUCUGCGGCUCUUUCCAAUGUGGAAGUUUCCCAUACUUUUGUCCUUUGGCCUAGCUGCAUUCUUCUUCUUCUACUGUUUGAUUCGCAAUGUGAUUUAUCCUUAUGUUUAUGAAAAUGAAGACUUUUCAUUCUUUAUUGCAAUUUCCAUUCCAAAUCGGAUCUGCCCGAUAUUGGCACUCAUCCUUCUAGCCUUGGUUUAUCUUCCUGGUGUACUGGCUGCAAUUAUUCAGUUAUACAGAGGUACGAAAUACCACCGUUUCCCAGACUGGCUGGACAAAUGGAUGCUGUCCAGGAAACAACUUGGACUAGUAGCCUUGGCAUUUGCUUCCCUGCAUGUUUUGUACACUCUUGUUAUCCCAAUCCGCUACUUUGUAAGAUGGAGAAUGAGCAGUCGAAUCAUCUCCCAGGUCCUGAACAAUAAAACAGAAUCACUCGACACCACUAAUGCCUGGCUUAGUGACUCCUACGUGGCUUUGGGGAUUUUAGGAUUUUUUUUGUUUGUUCUUCUGGGAAUAACUUCCUUGCCUUCAGUUAGCAACAAUGUCAACUGGAGAGAAUUUCGAUUUGUACAGUCCAAACUGGGAUAUCUGACACUGAUUUUGUGCACUGCACACACACUGGUUUAUGGUGGAAAACGGUUCCUGAGCCCAUCAUCGUACAGAUGGUAUCUUCCAAAUGCCUAUAUGCUCUCCCUCAUUAUUCCAUGCAUGGUGCUGGUUGUCAAAUUUGUGCUGAUAUUUCCUUGUCUAGACAAACCUCUCACGCGAAUUCGACAGGGCUGGGAGAGGAAUCCCCAGUACUCAGAACAGUCACAUUACAUUAUCAACAAGUCUGCUGUAUAAUUAGACUAACUUACUUUAUAAAAAAGAAGAAAAAAUAUUAUGAAGGCAUAUCAAAAUGAAAUCAUGAGCCUCCUUUAUCUAGAGAGUGAGAGAAAAAGUUAAAAACUUGGCCAGGACCUGUUUAAAAUAAAGCCACCCAA